AUGCAAAAUCAAUCUAACGAAUAUUUAAAUAAUCCUUGGGAAGCAACAUGCUUUGUAUUUCAAUAUUCAUAUAAUUCGCAUCCAUGUUAUUCUUGUGCUAGUUCAAAUUGUAAUAAAUCAAUUUGUUAUGAUGAAAAAAUUGAAGUUAGUUAUUCUAUAUUUAAUGGAACAGAAAUUCAAAGUACUAUUAUGAUCAAAGAUAAUCCAACCAAACAUCAUAUUCAAGUUGGAUAUAAAUAUACAUGUUAUUAUGAUCGAAUAAUUAAUUUAAAAUCAGUUCAAUUGGACUAUAUGUAUUCAAAGUCUCAAACUUCAAUAAUUAUUAUUGACCUCGUGUAA
This is a messenger RNA of Rotaria sordida, 339 nucleotides long. Lineage: Eukaryota; Metazoa; Rotifera; Eurotatoria; Philodinida; Philodinidae. The record is from the annotation of a GenBank genome assembly.